CACGACCAGCACGGCCCCCACGCCUCCCAAAACGUCCUCAACGGGCAGAUGCGCCUGGGCUUGCCGGGGGAGGUGUUCGCCCGGUCGGAUCAGUACCGCCAGGUCUCCAGCCCCAGGACUGACCCGUACUCGGCGGCUCAACUGCACAACCAGUACGGCCCCAUGAAUAUGAAUAUGGGCAUGAACAUGGCAGCCCACCACCACCACCACCACCCCGGUGCCUUUUUCCGCUACAUGCGGCAGCGGCACCAAGAGCUCAUCUGCAAGUGGAUCGACCCCGAGCAGCUCAACAACCCCAAAAAAAGUUGCAAUAAAACUUUCAGCACCAUGCACGAGUUGGUCACCCACGUCUCGGUGGAGCACGUUGGGGGACCCGAGCAGAGCAACCAUGUCUGCUACUGGGAGGAGUGUCCCCGGGAAGGCAAACCCUUCAAAGCGAAAUACAAACUGGUCAAUCAUAUCCGAGUGCACACGGGAGAGAAACCCUUCCCCUGCCCCUUCCCCGGCUGCGGAAAAGUUUUCGCCAGAUCAGAA
This is a messenger RNA of Antrostomus carolinensis (chuck-will's-widow), 534 nucleotides long. RefSeq names its product zinc finger protein ZIC 2. Gene Ontology annotation, molecular function: RNA polymerase II cis-regulatory region sequence-specific DNA binding; DNA-binding transcription factor activity, RNA polymerase II-specific. Lineage: Eukaryota; Metazoa; Chordata; Aves; Caprimulgiformes; Caprimulgidae. Gene Ontology annotation, biological process: regulation of transcription by RNA polymerase II. The record is from RefSeq and is a predicted model, not a curated record. Gene Ontology annotation, cellular component: nucleus.